Molecule: messenger RNA, 1014 nt
Organism: Uloborus diversus
Lineage: Eukaryota; Metazoa; Arthropoda; Arachnida; Araneae; Uloboridae
Product: short-chain dehydrogenase/reductase family 16C member 6-like
Cellular component (GO): lipid droplet
Molecular function (GO): oxidoreductase activity, acting on the CH-OH group of donors, NAD or NADP as acceptor
Source: RefSeq, a predicted model, not a curated record
AUGCCUAUUCCUCGUAUAUUUUCGAUACCGAUAAAGGAAAAGAAAAGCAUCGAUGGCGAUACUGUUCUAAUCACUGGUGCCGGUAGUGGAGUAGGACGCAGUUUGGCCGUCCAGUUUUCGAAGCAUUCUACUAGUUUAGUGUUACUGGACAUCAAUACGAAUUCUUUGCUCGAAACGAAAAAACUCGUGAAUCAGAAAUCGAAAGUUUUUAUUUACAAGUGUGACGUUUCUGCCAGGAAAUCUGUGUAUGAAGGCAGAACGAUUAAGAAAGAAGUCGGGAAAGUUGAUAUACUGGUCAACAAUGCAGGUAUAGUUCGAAAGCCUUUUAUGGAACUGACAGAUGAACAAAUACUGAAGACCAUGCAGGUGAAUGCUUUAGGUCAUUUCUGGAUGUGCAAGGCGUUCCUUCCGUCCAUGAUGGAAUGGAACAAAGGCCACAUCGUCAGUAUUGUUAGCAUCGCUGGUGUCUUUGGUGGACCCAAGCUGACUGAUUACUGCGCCAGUAAAUUCGCUGCUCUUGGUUUUGCGGAAUCUUUGGAAUUGGAACUGAAAGAACAAGGAUUGGACGGCAUCAAAAUUACCACAAUAUGUCCGUCCCUGAUAACAACUGGGUUGUUUGAAGGUGCUGACGUCAAAUCUAUGCACACUGCUCUAACUCCAGAUUAUGCUGCUCAACAAAUUGUGAAUGCGGUUUUAGAAGAUGAAGAAUUUCUAUUCCUUCCAAGAUCAUUCUAUUUCAUGUUUCUAUUGAAAGGGCUCGUUCCUCACUACAUUGGAGUCAGAUUUUAUGAAUUGACUGGAUUUAUUAAAUCUAUGAACACGUUCAAGGGAAGAAUCACUUUCAACAAUAAUUUACCAUCCAAGCAAGAAGCCAAAGAAAAAUGAAGCUUGCUUCCGUUACAGUCUCCAAUUGCUUUUUGUGAAAAUCUUUGCCAUAUGUGUUAAUGUUGCUUCCUUCCUUUCAGCACUGGCCCAAUGUUUUCUCAUGUUAUUUAAUAAAAUGUUUUGAGUGUA